AUGAGCCAAAAAGAAAGAAUAAAGAAAGCUUUGGGAAUCUCUGUAUAUCCAUGGAGUUCUGAUGAGGAGUCAAAUUCUGAUGAACCAGCUGCACAAGCAACUGAGCAAAGUGUUGAACAGAUGGAAACUACAGAUCAGGCUGGCACUAGUGCUGUUUCACCAAAUGAAACUCCAAGUAGCGCAGCUGCGGCAGAUGCAAGGUCAGAUCCAGAAAACCUCAGAAGGUUAAGAAAUAUAUACUGGAAGAUGCUAAAUCUACCAAGGCAUAUGUUUGGCUCUCAGCAAAUAAACAGACGUGAUCUGGCCGAGAUGCGACGUUUAGGCGCUCCGAUAUCAAGUAUAGAGCGCGUGAUCGCUAUCAACAGAGUGUCCGAUUGGAACAGAUUGAGAAGAGGCCUCGCUUCAAAUUCUAAUAAUGCCGAAGAAGAAGAAUCAUCAUCUGAUGAUACGCCUCAAGACAAUACGACGGCUCCGUCAACUUCUAGAAUGACACGAAGAGGCGGGAGGCGCGUUAUGCUCGCUGGGACGAGUCAACAAGCCUCGUCGAACGAACGCGAGCGGCCGGAGCGGCCUGCGUCUGCUCCCGGAACAGAAGGCUUUCAAAAUCAAAGCAGCACUUUGGAAGCUAAUGAAAAUGAAGCAGCACCGGCGGAAGGGCAAGCGGCGGCUCCUUCUCCGCAAUCAGAAGAAGAUCAAUCGGAUAAUGAAGAAGAGAGCGAUGACGGCGAAAGAAGAUCUCCGGAAGCCAAUCCAGAGGAGGCGGCGGCCGAACCCCCGGCCAAUGCGGGAACUGCUGAAACGGUUGAAAAUGAACCGCGUCAGGCGAACGAGGAGGAAAACGAAGAAGAGAAUAAUGCCAGUAAUAAUUCUGAUGAAGAGCAACGCCGCCGACGCAAGAGGAGGCGGAUAGUGGGUCACGAGACCGCAAUCGCUCUGAAGAAAUUUAAUGAGAAGUUUCUACGCGUUCUGGAAUGUCCGGUGUGCCUGGAGUGCAUGGCUCCACCGCUGAGGCAGUGCGGCCGCGGACAUUUACUGUGCUCGCGUUGUUGCUCCCGUCUCAACUCUUGCCCUCUCUGUCGCACGGGACUGUCGUCGGUGCGCAACCGGGCGAUGGAGGCCGUCGCCGAGCUGUUGAAGUACCCGUGUCGCCACGGAUGCGGACAGGAGAGGCGCUUGAAGCACCGCGAGGCCCACGAGGCGAAUUGCUCCUCGCGGAUCUACAAGUGCCCCGCCACGUCGUGCACCGAAGGCUCCUCCAUGACUCUAGGGGACCUGCCGAGGCAUCUGCAGACGCGUCACCCGGCCAUGGUGAAACGCAGUCCCCGGCACACGAUGAGGGUCCCGAUGAACCAGGAACACCGGGAGAACAUGGUGCUCAUGGUGGGGCCGGAGAUGUUCCACCUCAGGCUGGACGUGGAGCAGCGGCGAGGACUCCACGUACACGUCGCGUACUUGGGGCCGGUCACGCGCGCGAAAUACUUCGCUUACGAGGUGUCGGUGGACGGAGACGAAAUGCGUAAACUCGUGUACACCCGCGUGACGCACAGCGACCUCGAGUGUUCGUCGGUGAUCUUGCGCCGCGUUGAUUGCUUCCACCUUCCCUUGGCCCAAGCCCCCAACUAUUUGCGCUCUCAGCCCAGGAACAGCGAGGCGAACGCGGGACAUUUGGAGCUCACCGUUCAAAUACUGGUGAACGAGCAGAGGUGUACGAAUCUCAACGAGCCGGGCUCCUGA
Pieris macdunnoughi is the source of this 1734-nucleotide messenger RNA. Lineage: Eukaryota; Metazoa; Arthropoda; Insecta; Lepidoptera; Pieridae. The record is from the annotation of a GenBank genome assembly.